Messenger RNA from Papaver somniferum (opium poppy), 2006 nucleotides. Its product is annotated as probable pectinesterase/pectinesterase inhibitor 51. Gene Ontology annotation, biological process: cell wall modification. The transcript has 2 exons. The record is from RefSeq and is a predicted model, not a curated record. Gene Ontology annotation, molecular function: pectinesterase activity; pectinesterase inhibitor activity. Lineage: Eukaryota; Viridiplantae; Streptophyta; Magnoliopsida; Ranunculales; Papaveraceae. The coding region runs from base 82 to 1761 and encodes 559 amino acids.
UUCUCCACCUCACUUCCCCUACCUUAUAACAACACCCUUCUAACUCUUCUUCUUCUUCAUCACACCUUGAUGUGAUCAUUCAUGGCAAACAUCACCAUUUUCAUCCUCUUCUUCUGUUUCCUCUUCUCAGUUCGUGGGGAUCAUCUUCAAAAACAAUCACAUCACAAACAGACCCACAUUUCAAAACCGGAUAACAUUACAGCUUCAACAGCAACAGUCGCAGCAACAGAUAUAAUCAACCAAGUUUGUAAUGCAACAAGGUUCCCAAAUACAUGCAAAACAACUUUAACCAAGGCAGGUAACCUCUCAUCAUCAUCACCCGUUGAUAUAAUCAAAGCUUCAUUUUCAAUCUCCGCACAUAAACUCAGAAAAUCCAAAAAACUAGUGAAAACCAUCUUGGAUGCAUCUUCCGGCAACCAGAACCGGUCUGUUGCCGCACAAAACUGCUUAAAGGUGCUUCAGUUCUCGGAAUACCGCUUUUCAUUAGCGGCCAAUACACUGCCACGUGGAAAACUGAAAGACGCACGUGCAUGGACGAGCGCUGCGCUUUUGUACCAGGUCGAUUGCUGGUCGGCUCUGUCGAAAGUCAACGAUAGUCCGACGGUCAACGAUACGGUUAACUUCAUGAACUGGCUGACUGAGUUGACAAGUAAUGUUCUUAGCAUGUUGGUUAGUUACGACCGUUUUGGUAAUGAAACCGGUUCAUGGAAACCACCGAUGACAGAGAGAAAUGGCGUAUGGGAAAUGAAUACCGGUGGUGGUAUUGGUGGCGUCAGUACUAAAAGAAGUUUUCCGGCUAAUUUAUCGGCGAACGUAACCGUAUGUAAAGAAAAGAACUCAGAGUCAGGGUGCUACACAAGAAUACAGGACGCAGUUUUUGCGGCACCGGAUUAUGCCGAAGGAGUCGGAAGAUUUGUGAUCAUGAUUAAAGAAGGUGUUUAUAGUGAAACUGUUAGAAUUCCAUUGAAGAAGAGAAAUGUAGUAUUUCUAGGAGAUGGCAUGGGCAAAACUGUGAUAACUGGUUCUUUAAAUGUUGGGCAACCAGGAGUCUCUACGUAUAACACCGCCACCGUCGGAGUCUUAGGUGAUGGAUUUAUGGCUCGCAAUAUCACAUUUGAGAACACAGCCGGACCUGAUGCACACCAAGCUGUUGCAUUCCGAUCAGACAGUGACCAAUCUAUUAUUGAGAAUUGCGAGUUCCUCGGCCACCAGGAUACGCUUUAUGCUAGAGCGUUGCGUCAAUUAUACAACUCGUGUCGUAUUCAAGGAACUGUGGAUUUCAUUUUUGGCAACUCAGCUGCAGUUUUUCAGAACUCGGUUAUUUUAAUCCGGCCGCGGCAGCUAUCACCUGAGCAUGGUGAGACGAAUGCAGUAUCAGCUCAUGGGCGGACGGAUCCUGGUCAGUCGACUGGAUUUAUUUUUCAGAAUUGUUUGAUUAAUGGUACAGAUGAGUACAUGAAAUUGUACUAUGAGAAUCCUAAAGUUCAUCGGAACUAUUUGGGUAGACCGUGGAAGGAGUACUCGAGAACCGUCUUCAUUGACUGUCACUUGGAAUCUCUAAUUGCCCCUGAAGGAUGGAUGCCAUGGGACGGUGAUUACGCAUUAUCUACGUUAUAUUACGGGGAGUCGGACAAUUCAGGUCCUGGGGCAAAUUCUUCCCUGAGGGUUCCUUGGAGUAGUCAAAUUCCUUCAGAGUAUGUCAGCACUUAUUCCUUGGGAAAUUUCAUUCAAUCAGGCGAGUGGAUGUCCUCGUCUUCUUGAGAAGUAGAGUGUACCAGUAUAUGUUUUCUCUUACAAUCCAAUCGCCUAGUUGUAAAUCAUUAACAUCUGAACAUUCUCGUAUUCUAUCAGAACAAAAUGAGCCAUCUUUCUUAUGAUAACCUUACCUUGUGUCAGUAGCAGAACUGAAAGUGUUUUCUGAGCUUGAGCUCAUUAUCAUCAGUUUACAAAAUGCAUAAAGAAAAUGCAAAUGAGAAAUGCAAAAAUAUGCCUCAGGCUCUUAUAAG